CAGCUUUCCUUUACUUCUCCCCACUCUAAUGGCAUCACGGCUUCUUUCCAAUACCCUUCAGAGCCAAGCCGGCUUGACCAAGCAGUUCGUCCGACCUUUGGCCACGGCUGCUAAGCAGGUCGCCGCCACUCGCACCACAGUCCUUUCCAACGGUUUGACGAUCGCCACCGAGGAAAACACGACUGCCAAUGGUGCUGCCACUGUUGGUGUUUGGAUUGACGCGGGCUCCCGUGCUGAAUCGGCAAGCAACAGCGGUGCCGCUAACUUGAUUGGUCGUAUUGCUCUUAAGAACGGCAAGCAAACUGGCGGUGAAUUGACAGCUCGCACCACGCACGAUCAGACCUACUACGCUGCCAAGACGAUCGGAUCAAACGUCGAAAAGACCGUCCAGAGCCUUUCUGAAAUCGUUCAGGACUUGAAGCUCGACAGCUUGGAAAGCGAACGCGCUGCCGUUUUGAACCAACAACCUAGCAUGGAGGAUGUGACCUUCGAGCACUUGCACGCCACCGCUUUCCAGGGCACCAGCCUUGGUUUGCCCGUCGCUGGUUUGAACGUCGAGAACUUGACCUCGCAGGACUUGACCAGCUUUGUCAAAGCCAACUACACCGCCAACCGUAUUGUUUUGGUCGGUGCUGGUGAUGUCGAGCACGAUGCUUUGGUCAAGUUAGCCGAAAAAAGCUUUGGCUCGCUUGCUGCUGGAUCUGCUGCCGCUGGUGUCCAGCCUUCGUUCACCGGUUCCGAGAUCCGUCUGCGUGACGAUCUUGCCCAGCAAGCCCACAUUGCCCUGGCGGUCGAGGGUGCUCCUUUCAUGUCCUCGGAAUACUUGAACUUGUUGGUCAUGCAAAGCAUCGUUGGUUCGUGGGAUAGCACCUUGGGCGGUGCCGCCAACUUGUCGUCGCGUCUUUCUACCGUCGUCAACAGCCACCAUCUCGCCGAUUCGUUCGCUUCGUUCACCAAGGGUUACAAGGAUACCGGUCUCUGGGGCUUCUAUGCUGCUACCCAGAACCGCGAACAGAUCGAUGAUCUUGUUCACUUUCUGCAAAAGGAAUGGAACCGUCUCUCGACUACCGUCACUGCUAGCGAAGUCGAACGCGCCAAGGUCCAGCUCAAGGCUAGCUUGUUGUUGAGCCUCGACUCCACCUCUGCUGUCGCCAAGGAUAUCGGUAGCCAGAUCUUGACCACCGGCAAGCGAUUGAGCGGUGAUGAGUUGGCGCAGGCUAUUGACAAGAUCUCCGUCUCGGAUGUCCGUAACACUGCCAACAAGUUCAUCUGGGAUCAAGAACUUGCUGUCAUCGGUGCCGGUCCUAUCGAAUGCUUAACCGACUAUACUCGUGUACGAGGCAACAUGGCUUACAACAGAUUCUAAGCUUAGGUCCUUCUUUAUCAUACUGUAUUCAUUUUUUCCCUCCUUUUCCCGCCCCCGC
Zychaea mexicana is the source of this 1424-nucleotide messenger RNA. Its product is annotated as Metalloenzyme, LuxS/M16 peptidase-like protein. The transcript is spliced from 4 exons. NCBI's taxonomy places the organism in Eukaryota, Fungi, Mucoromycota, Mucoromycetes, Mucorales, Lichtheimiaceae. Gene Ontology annotation, molecular function: metal ion binding; metalloendopeptidase activity. Gene Ontology annotation, cellular component: mitochondrion. The record is from RefSeq and is a predicted model, not a curated record. Bases 29 to 1366 code for a protein of 445 amino acids.